This is a messenger RNA of Heteronotia binoei (common prickly gecko), 570 nucleotides long. Its product is annotated as heat shock protein 30-like. Lineage: Eukaryota; Metazoa; Chordata; Lepidosauria; Squamata; Gekkonidae. Gene Ontology annotation, biological process: response to heat; protein refolding. The coding region runs from base 13 to 549 and encodes 178 amino acids. Gene Ontology annotation, molecular function: protein folding chaperone. The transcript has a single exon. The record is from RefSeq and is a predicted model, not a curated record.
CACCUGCCCGAGAUGUUAUGCCGCUUGCAUCUCACCGCGCCACGCAGCCCUUUGAGGAGCCGCAUCCUUUGGCCCGGCCCUGGGUCACUGUUUGAGGAACUGGAGCGAGAGAUGGACACCAUCUGGGAGCGGCUGAGGAGCCACUGGCCCUCUGCGACGACCAGCCACGAGACAGCCCGUCAGAUGGACGUGGAGAGCCCCACCGAACGGUUUGCGGUGACCCAAGAUAUGGCUGGGUUUGACCCCAAGGAGUUAGUGGUCAAACUGGUUGGGGAGAAGCUGGUCCUCACAGGCAAGAAGGCCACGCAGACGCCCAACGGCCCCUUCCGGUAUGAGCUGUUCCGGAGGGAGUGGGAUGUGCCCGAGACCGUGGACCGGGACCAUUUGACCUGCUCUAUUUCUAGCGAGGGGCAGCUGCGUAUUGAAGCCCCUUCCAUGGCGUCAGAACCCGCCACGAGAACAGUGCCCAUCGAAGUCAGCCAGCUGGAGAAUGGGGCCAGAGCCGAGAGAGAAUCAGGGGGCACCGAAGACCCCAGGGCCAAAGCAUGAGAGACUGAAUGGGGAAAGACU